Molecule: messenger RNA, 985 nt
Organism: Brassica napus (rape)
Lineage: Eukaryota; Viridiplantae; Streptophyta; Magnoliopsida; Brassicales; Brassicaceae
Product: ribonuclease 3-like
Exons: 4
Coding region: 8-721 (237 amino acids)
Biological process (GO): RNA catabolic process
Cellular component (GO): extracellular region
Molecular function (GO): ribonuclease T2 activity; RNA binding
Source: RefSeq, a predicted model, not a curated record
CUCAAGUAUGCAUUGCAAAAACAAGAGUACAAAUAAAAUGAUAACUAAGGUUUGGUUUUUGCUUAAGCUUCUAACGUUCCAAGGUCUUUUCACUUCACCUCCUCCGGAUCCAGGCUUUGAUUUCUUCUACCUUGCUCUUCAGUGGCCUGGAGCCUAUUGUGAUACAAAGCGUGCUUGUUGCUAUCCAACAACAGGUAAACCUGCGGCAGAUUUUGGCAUCCACGGUCUGUGGCCUAAUUACAACAACGGUUCGUAUCCAUCAAACUGCGAUCCCAGCAAUGAAUUUGAUCCAUCUGAGAUAUCGGAUCUUGUAAGUACUUUGCAAACGAAGUGGCCAACACUAUCUUGUCCGAGCAACGAAGGUUACAAGUUUUGGGAACACGAGUGGGAAAAACAUGGUACGUGUUCCGAAUCCGUAAUGGACCAACAUGGCUACUUUGAGAAAACUCUUGCACUCAGAGACAGAAUCAAUCUUCUUCAAAUUCUUACAGACGCAGGAAUCAAACCAAACGACGAAUUCUAUAAACUUAAAGACAUUAAAAAGGCGAUAGAAAAAGCAACUGGAUUUACUCCAGUAAUCAAUUGUAACAGAGAUCCGGAGAAAAACCGUCAGCUUCACGAGAUCUUACUAUGCGUCGAUAAAUCAGGAACUGAGUUUAUGGACUGUCCAAUGCCUACAGAUAGAUGUCCUUAUUCACAUAUCCAGUUUGCCAAAUUUUAAUUAUAUCUUUCUUUUAGUGUUUUGUUAUAAACUAAAUUUCACGUGGAAGCUAAAAUGUAAUGCUGUACACGCUACUUUUACUUUAUAAAAAUAUAAUAAGACAAGCUUUGGUGUGAUAACGGCAUGCAUGUCUAUAAAUUACAACGUAUUGUUUUAUUUAAUUUUGGAUUAAUUUGGAGUAUCUCAAGCUUAUAAAAUGAUCCAUACUAAUUUUUAAAGAGAGAUAUUCAUAGAUGGGUCUUCUUUGGGAAUGCAAAUCGUAUU